CGAGCCCUGCGGCCCUUCCCUCCCGGUGUCCCCGGCUGCCCUCGCUCCCGGGCCCCGCCGUCUCAUUUGCCGCCUUUUGACGCGUGACCCCGGCGCGCUCGCGACUGGGGCCGGUGACAGGCUCGGAGUGCGCCCAGCGGUCCCAUGUGCUUCCUCCCUCUCGCGAACGCCGCAGUCGCCGCGCCCCGCAUCCCGCUCAGGCUCCUCGGCAGAGGGCUCGCCGCCGCCAUGUCUACCGCCGAGCCACUCAAAUCCGUGGACUACGAGGUGUUCGGGAGAGUACAGGGUGUUUGCUUCAGAAUGUACACGGAAGGUGAAGCUAAGAAAAUCGGAGUGGUUGGCUGGGUGAACACCAGCAAAGGCACCGUGACAGGCCAAGUGCAAGGCCCCGAAGAGAAGGUCAAUUCCAUGAAGUCCUGGCUGAGCAAGGUUGGGAGUCCUAGUUCUCGAAUUGACCGUGCAGACUUUUCUAAUGAAAAAACCAUCUCUAAACUUGAAUACUCUAAUUUUAGUAUUCGCUACUAAUGGAAGAGAAAUAAAGUUGUAAUGCUUACAUUGCACAAGACACCAUGUAUUCUAAAGUUCAUAGUCUAGAAUAAUAGUGUCAGAGUCAGAUAUAAAAGAGGGAACUUUCUAUUAUGAAAGCUAUAGAACUAUAUGUAACUAAAAAUAUCUGACACUGAAAUAAUUUUGCUCAGCUGUUUUUAACAAGCAAAAACAUAAUAUUCUAAGAUAAAAGUACAAUUACAAAAUAUUUAAUGUGAACAUCCAAUUUAAGCUUGUCUCAUGAAAUUUUUAAUUUCAAUGAACAUUAGCAUACAUGUUAUUUAGCUAGACAUAAAGUUAACCAUCCAAAAUUAUUUUUAGGUAUUACUGUCUGUAGUGAAUUCUAAUGCCUUCUGAAUAUAAUUUAUUAAAGUUGAGAAAUCUGUUAUUGGAGUCUUUAAAAGAACCAGUGGUUGAAAUAAAUGUAUGUGAUGAUCAAUAUAACCUUAAAAUAAUAUCAAUAAAGAAUUAAUUUUUAAAAUUCUGA
Sciurus carolinensis (gray squirrel) is the source of this 1033-nucleotide messenger RNA. It is a transcript of the gene Acyp2, whose product is annotated as acylphosphatase 2. The record is from RefSeq and is a predicted model, not a curated record. Gene Ontology annotation, molecular function: acylphosphatase activity. NCBI's taxonomy places the organism in Eukaryota, Metazoa, Chordata, Mammalia, Rodentia, Sciuridae.